This is a messenger RNA of Oryza sativa Japonica Group (Japanese rice), 1392 nucleotides long. Lineage: Eukaryota; Viridiplantae; Streptophyta; Magnoliopsida; Poales; Poaceae. The record is from RefSeq and is a predicted model, not a curated record.
AUGGACGCGCCAUGGUUCUACCUCAACGCCGACGUCCUCCGCCUCGUCCACAAGCGCCUCCCGUGCCUCGUCGACCGCCGCCGCAUGGCCCGAGUCUGCCACAACUGGCGCGUCGCCGUCGCGCCGCAGCCGCAGCCGCCGCCGGGGACGAGGCCGCUCCCGUCGAUACUCGUCCGGCGCGCAUACAGGACGUCCUUCGCGUGCGCCCUAGCCGGCUGCGCCACCCACGGCUUCGGCCACCCGCUCCCGGCCGACGCACGCGCCGCGCGCUACUUCGGCGCCUACGACGGUGGCUGGGUCUUCGUCUGCUUCUACCGCACCCUGGACUAUGCGCUCCUCAGCCUCCGCGGCGACGAGAAAUUACCCCUCGCUGACGUCGAGACGCUCACGGACAUGGUGGCCGCGACGCUCUCUUCGCCACCGGACGACGAACACUGCCUCGCUGCCGCCAUCGGCCACAGCUGCGUGAUGUACGAUCCACGCGUUCAUGUGUUCUGGCGCAUGGAGCAUCAAGUUGAGGAGAAGGCGACUGCUGUUGAGUCCGUCACCACGUCAGUUCUGGAGGAUGUCAUACACCACAAGAAAGCCUUCCAUUUCCUCACGAAAGAAGAAAACCUCCAUGUUUUUUCGGUACCGGGCUUCCACGAAGACGACGACGGCAAUCUGGAGAUACCGGCCAAGGAGGUUCGCCGCUUCUCGCGUGGUGGGCGAGAUUACGGCGGAGGCUUCGCUGUUCGUUACCUGGUGGAGUCCGGCGAGAGUCUCCUCAUGGUCGUCAGGCUCGUUCCUCAUCCUCCCCUCUUUCCGCCGACGACAUGGGCGUUCAAGGUGUUCGAGAUGGUGGAGACGCCGCUGGGGACUCCCAUCAACAACGACGAGGCACCAUACGCUUGGAAGGAGCUGGAAUCGCUGGGUGGGCGGAUGCUGUUCGUCUCGCGAGGCUGCUCCAGAUCGUACGAUGCGAACAAGUAUCCGGGCGAUGAGUUCAAGGAGGGCGUCUACUUCCUGGAUGACGGGAGACUCUACGAUGAGGCGUCCCAAUUCGUGAAUCCCCUUCCCCAGUACCCCUGCAGCGACAACGGCAAGUGGCUGCCGCCGCCGCCGGCGGCGGCGGCGGAGGCGGUUACCGGCCGCGUGGACAAGCUCUUGCCGGAGCAAGGCCCGUCGUACUACACGUCGCCGGUUUGGAUUCUGCCGUGAGACUGCCAUGUUCUUAGUUAGAUCGUCUGAUGACUUGUUGUCGUGCUGAUAUGGUGGUUGUUGAUUUGUCCAGUUAAUCGAUGAUGUGUUCUCGAGAUCCAUGUGUACCUGCAAUUGCUUGAUCCAUCAUAACAUCUCUUCAGUACUCUGCUAUUUUCACCAUGUUAGACUAAUGCAGAAAUUGUUGGUUCU